Rhipicephalus sanguineus (brown dog tick) is the source of this 5177-nucleotide messenger RNA. Its product is annotated as E3 ubiquitin-protein ligase PDZRN3. Gene Ontology annotation, molecular function: protein binding. Bases 541 to 2517 code for a protein of 658 amino acids. The transcript has 10 exons. The record is from RefSeq and is a predicted model, not a curated record. NCBI's taxonomy places the organism in Eukaryota, Metazoa, Arthropoda, Arachnida, Ixodida, Ixodidae.
UCGGUGUUGCGGCGGGCCAGUCGCUGGUUGUUGCUUUCUACUGGUGCAUCUACUGCUGUCGUCGUCAUGAAGUUGUUGUGUGACAGCGUCACGUGACUGGUGCUCACUGCGAGUGUUUCUGCCGGGAAAUCGAGAAUUGUGGCACUGAGUUUGUGAUUGGCAGGAGCGAGCGUUACAAGUUUCUUGCACGAGUGGUCCGCGGGCGGGAGGGCUCCGCAAAUUUCGUGCGUGUGUGCCAACGUCCUCGGUGUUCAAAGUGACAACUCUUUGGGCAGUGUGGAGUGCUAAUUCCUUUUCCUUGUGCGAUCGGAAGCGGCCUAACGUUAUUUCCGGUUUGUGCAUAAAACUAGGGAGCGGAGUGCGCGACUGUGUUGUUUCUUUUCGACGAGCGCAAGUGGACUAUCGGAUUUUCACUCGGCGGCGUAAAUUGUGCGGUUUCGAAGGAGAAGCUCCAACGCCGGAUUGGAUUUGCAUCGACUGCACUAGGAGCCGGCUUGCUUACUCCGUGGAGGAGCGACUUACUGGGAUAAAAAAUCAAGCAUGGAUUUUGUCGUGCUCAGGGUGAACGGCCGAGACGUCUCGAACGCGUCGCACGAGGAGGCAGUGGCAGCUUUCCGCGCCGCCUCGGAGCCCAUCGUGGUCGAGGUGCUUCGGAGGGAGCGACGGAACGGAACCGGAAGCAGCUCGUCAGACUUCGGCGGAAGCGGAAGUAGCUGUGCCGGAGGCCGCGCCGCUAAGCAGGCCGUCGUCCCUUCGCCUUCCGGUUUGUCCCAGGGCUACAUCGACGCCGCGGCGCAGACCGAGUUCCCCUGGUGGGCACCGCCACCUUGGGAAGGCUCGCUCCUCCCAAACGGGCUGAGCAUACCACCUCCUCCACUGAGUCCCCCGAGUAGGAACGAAGACCAAGAUGACGACGAUGGCUACGACAUCGAAUAUGAGGAAGUGACGCUAAUUAGGAACGGAAACGAGAAGCUGGGACUUACGCUCUGUUACGGUGACCCGGACGAGCAAGAGACGGAAAUUUAUGUAGGCGAGAUUGAUCCAAGAAGCGUUGCUGCGAAAGACGGCAGACUACAAGAAGGCGACCAAAUACUCCAGGUUAAUGGAACGGACGUCCUAGGUAGGGAUCAAGCUAUCGUGCUGUUCUCGGAACAGAGGCCCGACUUUACGCUGCUCGUAGCAAGGACACACGUCUCCGAAGAGUCGUGUAGCGAAGACCACUCCAACUUUUCUCUGCCUCGCCGCCGUUACAGUUCUGUUCUGGAAGAAGAUGAAGACGAAGACGGGAACGAGAAAGAUGCCGCUACCACACCAAGCAAGGCCGACGCGCUACUGCAGACAAGCUUUCAAGAAGAGCUGUCGGAAACCGAAACUCAGGUGGGCACGCCGCUGCCGGACAACGACCUCGAGAUGAGCGUUCUGGCCAACGAGUUCCAGAGGGUCAUUCUAGACAAGAAGGCCGCCUCGGUAGAGCAAUGGCUACACCAGGGUUCCUCGGGACUGCCCACGUCACCGCAGAAGUGGGACGCUGCCGACAGCGGGUCGAGUGCCUACCACACUGGUGGAUCAUCGUCCGCCUCGCCACCUACCCUCGAGCUGGGCGGGAGGUCCGGCUCCCUGCUGUCUCUAGCAGGUGCCCCGGUAUCAACGCCCGUGUAUCCUUCCUUGCCUCCCAUGACCAGGACAGGCACCGCCGUGGUGUCCUCGGGACACGGCAUGGGACCCACGGAGGACAAGUCAACUCAGCUGCGAGACUCCGACAUGCAGAGCCUGACGAGCUGCGAGUCCUGCAGGUGCCAUCUAGACUUUGCCACGUCUCCGCGACGACUCCCCAAGACUGUGAGCGAGCCGGCGUGCGUCCGGCGCGGCUCUUCGGUUCCCGACUACGCCUCCCUCUACCCGACCAUGUACACGAACAAACAGAACCUGCAACACACCAUGUGGCUGCAGCAACACCUGUUCCGCGAAGCCCUGGCGCGACGCAACGGUCGCGUCCACGCGACCAAGACGUCGUCGUCUUCCGUUGUCGCCGCCUCAACGUCAACGAAAAAGGACCAACUGGUCUACGCCACUACUGGCGGUGGUGAACAACCAGGCGGUGACGAAACGGACCUCAAGUCUCAGUGGAAGGUGAAGAGGAGGGCCGACGGGACGCGGUACAUCACCAGGAGGCCGGCCAGGACGAAGCUGCUGAAGGAACGCGAGCAGAAGAUUCUCGAAGAACGCAGCGGUCUCACGACGGACGAUGACAACCACUCGGAGUUGAAGACCGGAAAGUACUGGACCAAGGAAGAGAGGAAGAGGCACCUCGAGAAGGCCCGCGACCGCAAGAAGAAGGAGAUGAUGCUGAAGCUCAAGAUGGCGAUCCUCAAGGAGGCCCACGAAGGUUCGGGCACCAAGAAGUCCACGACCAGUGCGGCGUCUCGAAAGAAACGCGAGGUAUCGCCUUCCCCAGAGUCCCUGGUCGGCGUCGUAGGAGACAAAGCGUUCGGGCUUCUAGCCGUCACGACUGUGUAGGGACUAACAACGUGAUGUUCGAGUGAUGUAAGGUGUUCAUUUGAAAGAAAACUUUCUUACGAAUGUGGGGUUGAGAAUGUCACGGAACUGCUUCGUGAACGCGCAUUUGGGCCUUGCAGCCAUUGGGACGGUUAAUCAGCACGUGGUGUUCACUUGAUGAAACGUGUUCGCUUGCUGAAACAUUCAGAGGACAGCCGGUACUGUGUGGUUGAACUUGAGGUAUUCCCGUUGUAGAAGUAUCUGUAAACAGGCAUUUCUUCCUGCUAGCCGUAAAAACGGGUUAUCGGCGCGUCGUGUUCUACUAAUUACGGUCGUUUUAAAGCUUAUUUCGCAACUUCUAGACAUCGCGAUGAUGUAGGUGUGAAACGCCAUCUUCACUCGUUGGAAUUGUGGCGAAGAGGCGGAUUUAUACCUUGGAGCUACUUGUAACUGUGCAAGGACCUCUCGAGUUCGAUUGACGGUAAUCUGUGACCAGGGAAUGAUGUUCUAAUCUCUAGAUAUAGCUUUGUGCUUGUUUCUAUGCUAGCGGUCAGCGUUUCAGUAUUGUAUCAAUUGCUCUACAAUGGCAUACAACGUGAAUGACUGUUUGGGAACGACAUGUUUCUCGAAAUCAAUGUGCGCACUACUAGCGGGUGCAUCUUGUGUUUGUGGAACUACACGACAUGCUGUGAUGUGUAAGCCUGCUAAUCACGAAGGCAGAAUAUCGCAUUCAUAUGUCGAAAACAAUGCCUCUAUUGAGCGCUUGGUCGGCAACAACGUCUGCCGUGAAAACCUCUAACUUCACUCUCACAUGUCCAGUCAUAAAGGAAGGUCUUAUUGUACAAGUAAUAAUGUCACCGACAACGAUCAGAACCAACAAAAACAGAUGAAGUAACCAACACUUCAGAUCCAGCAUCUCCGCCUGAUCUUGAUUGAAUUUGUUUAGCCGUGUGGUGCAAGUUAUCAUACUGAGAUAGAGAGUUAGGUGGAAGCUGUUUAAUUGAAGGCAGAUAUCCAUCACAUUGAAACAGACAUUACUUUAGUAUGGGCGUGUUCUCUUUAGUGCAAAUUAAAAAAAAAAAAAACUAAGAUGGGCACAUCAAGUGUGACCAGCACUACGUAAAUCAUGGAAAGCUUCUGCCAAGAGCCAUAGUUGGGGCCAAGAUAUUUGUCCUAAGGCAGAUAGUUUCCGAGCACCACAAUGAUUUCGUUGUUAAUCCGUGCUAUACAACUAUGACUCGAAACUCAAUGCAACCGGUAACAGUGCUUCCAACCAAGCUUCUGAAACACACAAACUUUAACCGAGGUUUUCAGCGCCUUGCGGUGUAUCUGUGCUGGUGUAUGACUUGAAUGUUUCAUUACACGGCUGCUGGCAUUCGCGUGGGAACAGAACAAAGACCGGCAGGUUGCUUAUACACCUGUCGCGACUGUAUCGCUUGUAUGUAUGCUUCGGGAUUGCGUCUAGCGGCUUCGUUUCUUUUCUAGUGAUGACAACAACGAAAAGAACUACCAAAAUCCACGUUCUUCCCAGCCGUGUGUAAAAAAAAAAACGUCGUAUGCCUCCUCCUGCGAAGCAUACGAGCGUGUUUUAGUGUUGUACGCUUCCAGCAUGCACCCUAGUCCCAUAGUCUUGAAUGUGCACUACGUUAUUUAUGACCGAUAUUAUCGCUGUACAUUUUUCUGUUCACUUUUUUUACGCAGUUUCCAGAGUAUAUGUCAUCGCGAUAAAGAUAGAUUUCAGUGUUGACCCCCUUUGGCUACGGAUGGCUUACUUCCUAAGCUGGUGUGAAUUCCUUCCAGUCAUUGUUAUGAGCACCCAAAUGUCCCGAGUGUUAAUACCUACGAUUAGAUAUAAGUAAUAUAAAAAUACCGGGAGUCAUGUCCAUAUGAGCAUUCUCUUUCAAAACAUACGGCAGUACACAAUAGAGUUUCAGAAAGACACGAAAAAAUUGGAAAUGGAAAUUACUGAGGGCGACAUGUGCUUUUGGGCGUAGACCAUCCGUUAUCGUCAAUUAUACAUGCAAUGUUACACAAGCCAUGGCAGCUAUUUUGAUUGGUUUUACGGGGAGAACAUUACCUUCACCGUACGGUGAGUAGAUUCAUGAAACACACGUCACGUACGUUGUUACAUGACAUACGGGCUUCAUAUAAAAAUUAGAACAAUGCGGCUCCACAUGGCUUGUAAUUGAGACGCAUAUUAAAGGUGCAUACAAAACGUUUUUCAUGCUGGAGCCAUGGAGAAUGAGAGAAAAUGCGAUGAUACAACCCACGUUGAGUGUAGAUUUCGCACUGCAGAAAUUUGAUUCUGUGAAACCCUGCAUGCUGCCUCCGCAAUUCUCCCGCCACUUGUGUAUUGUUGUCGUGUACAGAGCUAGAUGUAUAUAUGAGCGCAAAGUCUUGAAAAAUCAAGUUUUCUGUGCAUCGUAUUUAAAGAAUUUUCACGCAGGUUUGUACAAAAAAAUCUAUUUGCGGCGGCGAGCGAAUGGCGCGGACGUGCAGCGUCGUCUCGCUGUCCGAGAAUGGUUGUCAACGACGAAUAAGUAAUCCAAGAGAGGAAAUAAUGCUAAUAAAGAGGAUUCCUUGAGUCCUUGUCUCCUGUCGUGUUCUCUACGUCACUGAAGUGUUACACAGAAAGCGUAAAACGACGAAAUUAUGAAAAAUUCACGAAUUUCAGAAUUCAC